CCGGGGCCUCUCCCUGUCAAGGGGAAUGUCAGGGCCGAGGAUGGGAGCCAGAGCUCUAGUGAACAGAGACCCUUUGUGCUGCUCGGCUCCGCGCUGUCGUGCGAAUCCCGUAGCGACCGUGGCUGAGCUCCCGGAAGGUGCUCGGGUGUCCCGAUCCUGCUCGGAGCAGCAGGUCCCCGGGACGAUGACCACGCUCACGCGGCAGGACCUUAACUUUGGACAAGUUGUUGCAGAUGUUCUUUCGGAGUUCCUGGAAGUGGCUGUUCACCUCAUCCUGUACGUCAGGGAGGUUUAUCCUAUCGGGAUCUUUCAGAAGAGGAAAAAGUACAAUGUACCUGUGCAGAUGUCCUGUCACCCCGAGCUGAAUCAGUACAUCCAGGACACUCUGCACUGCGUGAAGCCCUUGCUUGAGAAGAAUGAUGUGGAAAAAGUUGUAGUGGUAAUCCUGGAUAAAGAGCACCACCCCGUGGAGAGAUUUGUCUUUGAGAUCACUCAGCCACCUCUUCUUUCCAUCAGCUCCGAGUCCCUGCUGCCUCACGUGGAACAGUUGCUCCGUGCCUUCAUCCUGAAGAUCAGCGUGUGCGAUGCUGUGCUGGACAACAACCCCCCUGGCUGCACCUUCACGGUUCUGGUUCACACGCGGGAGGCAGCCACACGGAACAUGGAAAAGAUCCAGGUGAUAAAGGAUUUCCCGUGGAUCCUUGCUGAUGAGCAGGACGUGCAUAUGCAUGACCCACGGCUUAUUCCACUGAAGACUAUGACAUCUGAUAUCUUAAAGAUGCAGCUCUAUGUUGAAGAGCGAGCCCACAAAGGCACCUGACUCCAGCUCUUCAUCACCUUCAAGCCUCAUCAGAUCUUCCAGUGGAAUGAGAUCCCUUACAAUCUAUACCUUGAUAAGAAGCCUCAGCAGCUGGCCUUCCAGGUGAAUGUAGAGCAGCUGCUGCGUCUUGAUUUCAAGUGCGCUUACCCUGUAUAUAGAACUGACUUGGAAUGUGGAGCCAGAGCCUGUUCCCACAUACACUUGGCUAAGAGUGAGGAGAGGUUUUGUUGCAGGGAGGCCCUGGACAGAGGGGGAGGAUAAAGCUGAUUGCAGGGUGCAGUCAGAACUUCGUACAAAUCCACUUCUAGCCUUAAUUAGGCAUCUCCAUUGCACACUGGUAAUGAUUYACCAGGACCUGCUGUGUGUUCCACAGAGCAAUGGUCUCACACCACGCGUGGGUGAGGCCUUAUGCAGUGUCCACAGUGGCUGUCAUAAGYAGUUUUCAAUAAAUGCUAAGUUUUAUGCCAGUGGAACUAGGUUGCAUUUUAUCUAAGCCAGCYGUCCUCUAGUGAAAAAGUAACUGCUUUUUUUAACUUGGAUGGAUCUUUUGCCCAUUUUCCAUGCCUUUUGUGGAAUAUGGCUGGUAUGUCAGUUCUGUGAGAGGCUGUACAACUCCAAUUUCCCCCCUUUCCUCAGGGAAACGUCCACCCAAGAGUGGAGAUAGCAAGGAGGUUGCGUGCCAGCCCAGCAAGGACACAUGUGGAACAUCCCA
Messenger RNA from Nothoprocta perdicaria, 1532 nucleotides. RefSeq names its product mitotic arrest deficient 2 like 2 (gene MAD2L2). Gene Ontology annotation, cellular component: zeta DNA polymerase complex. Bases 26 to 820 code for a protein of 264 amino acids. The record is from RefSeq and is a predicted model, not a curated record. The transcript is spliced from 9 exons. NCBI's taxonomy places the organism in Eukaryota, Metazoa, Chordata, Aves, Tinamiformes, Tinamidae.